Lachancea meyersii CBS 8951 is the source of this 1200-nucleotide messenger RNA. NCBI's taxonomy places the organism in Eukaryota, Fungi, Ascomycota, Saccharomycetes, Saccharomycetales, Saccharomycetaceae. The record is from the annotation of a GenBank genome assembly.
AUGUCGUUUAGCAGGGAAUCAGAUGCUAAACUCAAGUUUAAGACCUCAGGGAAACUAAAAGUAUGUGCAACGUUCGAAGGCAUGAACUUAAAAGACGAUUUGCUUCGGGGUAUAUACUCGUAUGGAUUCGAAGCACCUUCUGCAAUCCAGUCGCGAGCUAUCACACAGAUCAUUUCCGGUCGAGACGUUAUCGCACAGGCACAGUCCGGUACCGGCAAAACUGCCACUUUCACCAUUGGAAUGCUACAAGUGAUUGAUUUGAAGUCCAAAGAUCUGCAAAGUAUGGUAUUAUCACCCACACGAGAGCUUGCCAAGCAAAUCUCGCAAGUGGUGGGGAAUUUGGGCGAUUACAUGAAUAUCUCCGCGCACGCGGUCACUGGAGGCAACAAAACCAUACAAGGCGACAAUAAAAAGCUCGGCCAAGGCUGCCAUGUGGUAAGCGGAACUCCUGGACGUGUUCUAGACAUGAUCAAACGUCGCAUCUUAAACACGCGUAAUCUGAAAAUGCUGGUACUGGAUGAGGCAGACGAGUUGCUCAGUGAGACUUUGGGGUUCAAACAUCAGAUUUACGAGAUUUUCGCAAAACUACCGACAUCCGUGCAAGUAGUGGUAGUCAGUGCCACAAUGAGUCGGGAUAUCUUGGAGAUUACCAAAAAAUUCAUGAGCGAACCGGUGAAAAUCCUUGUAAAGCAAAAUGAAAUCUCACUGGAGGGAAUCCAGCAAUUUCACGUCAAUGUGGAUCGCGAAGAGUGGAAAUUCGACACUUUAUGCGACCUAUACGACUCACUCACGAUCACCCAGUGUGUGAUUUUUUGUAAUACCAAAAAGGUCGUGGACUGGCUGUCGUCCAAACUGGCACAGGCUAAUUUCGCAGUGGCCGCCAUGCACGGCGAUAUGAAGCAAGAAGACCGCGAUCGGGUCAUGAACGAUUUCCGGUCAGGCAACUCGCGCGUCUUGAUCUCCACCGACGUGUGGGCCCGCGGGAUCGACGUCCAACAGGUUUCUUUGGUGAUCAACUACGACUUGCCAGAGCUUUUGGAGAAUUACAUACAUCGCAUUGGGCGUAGUGGCCGUUUUGGACGCAAAGGUGUGGCCAUAAACUUCAUAACCCGUAACGACACCAAACGGUUGCGAGAGAUUGAGGCCCAUUAUAGCAUCAAGAUCCGUGCCAUGCCGGCCAACUUGCGCGAACUUACGUAG